This is a messenger RNA of Paramecium sonneborni, 703 nucleotides long. NCBI's taxonomy places the organism in Eukaryota, Ciliophora, Oligohymenophorea, Peniculida, Parameciidae. The record is from the annotation of a GenBank genome assembly.
AUUUUUCCAUUUAAUGAUUUUGAGUGAUAAAUUUAUCGAUGAAGUAUAAAUAUUAGAUGCAGUGGAUUUGACUUAAUAUGAAAAAAUCAUAAAUUUUGCAAUAAGUUAUAUUGUUAAGCAUGAUACUUAAACAACAUUAGCAGGUUGAGAUUAAUAUUAAUUAUAUUUACAGAGGUACUUGAAAUUGAUGAGAAUGAAGCAGAUAGAUUAUUUAAAUUAGCAUUGAAACUUGUGUCUUAUUUUGGGAAGUUUAAAUUUGGAGAUAGAUAAUUUAGAUAGAAUGUAGAAUUUCUGAAAUUUAAGGAAGAUAGGAAGGCAUUAUUUUUAUAAGUAAUGAAAAUAUUUAAUGUAUGUAGAAAUUAGAGGCAAAUUCAACAUAGUUGCAUAAACGAUUAAGUUUCAUUGAGUCAGAUGGAAUGCCUUAUUAUAAGAAUUUAGAAUGGAGAUAUGAUAUUUAAGUGAUAUUUUAUUAAUAUAAAUAUAGAUUGCAUCUAGAGGAUAUGAAGAAGAGUUUAAGCCUAGAAUAUUUAUGAAAUUUGAUUUGGAGUAUGAUAAUUCAAGUGAAUGUGGAAAAAUUGAAUAAGUAUUAUUAGAGACUGAUUAUGCAAAUUUAAAAAACCUUCAAUAAGAAAUAAGUUAUUUGGUAUCAUAAUUAGAAUCAGCAAGAUAAUAAAAAAUAAAGAAGUUAGGAUAGAUGUUAUGA